GUUGAAUAUCAGUGCGAGUUCUACUAAGUUUGGCGGCGGUCAACUGAUCGUUUUGCUGCUGAUUCUGCUCCGUCUUGAAACAACUAGCUUACACGUUCCAAUAUCUAAGUCGAUCUUUCUGAAGAAGUAUUAAAGUUUUUACGGGAAUAUGUUGUGUGAAAUUGAGAUGAAAUAAGAGUAAUCAAUAAAGAUAUGGUGGUAGUUUAAGUGGCCAAAGUAAAGGGAAUAUCUGUUCAGUGAUUAUUACAUUUGUUUCUGUAACACUGAAGUGUGUGGAAAACAAACAUAAGGAAUAUUAUUGGCUAGAAUAAGUGCUGGACUCUACAUUGUACAAUGAAUACAAACUAUCCAUCCACAAACAGCCAGUUUUCUUCACAAUCAGAUGAUUUGAAUGGAAAUCUAGAUAGAUACUACAAAGAAGAAUUGCCUGAUGUCCUAGGAGCUGUAAGACGGAAAGCACGCAAUGGCUGCGGGAAAAAGUUGCUUUUUGAACGGUUGCCCAUAUUAAAAUGGAUGCCGGAGUAUCGCCUCAGCUAUUUGCCACAGGAUUUUCUUGCAGGAUUAACUGUGGGAUUAACAGCUAUUCCACAAGGAAUAGCGUAUGCGGUAGUAGGUGGACUAAGACCACAAUAUGGCCUCUAUUCUGAUUUUAUGGGGAGCUUUGUGUACAUUUUAUUCGGCACUUGUAAAGAUAUUACUAUAGGACCAACCGCUAUCAUGGCGCUCAUGGUGCAGAAACAUACGGAGUAUAGUCCCGACUUUGCUGUUCUUAUGACUUUCUUGGCGGGCUGUAUAAUUUUGUUGUUGGGUUUGUUGAAUUUAGGAUUUCUAGUUCAAUUUAUAUCAGCCCCCGUGAUUGCUGGUUUCACAUCUGCUGCUGCCUUGACGAUAGGCAGUGCACAAGUUAACAAUUUAUUCGGACUCGCGAGUAAAUCGAAUGAAUUUAUUGAUGCGUGGGAAAAUUUCUUUACCAAUCUUGGAAGCAUACGGCUAUGGGAUUCCCUUUUAGGGGUGUUAACUUUAGUAUUUUUACUGGUAUUAAGGAAAUUCAAAGAUCUGAAAGGUCGUUGGGCAAAUUUUGGAAAAUACCUUUCACUUUCUCGUAACGCGUUGGCAGUAAUAAUUGGAACGCUGCUGGCUUAUAUCUUAAGAGAUAGUCAGCCUUUUCGAUUAACUGGCCAAAUGGAUCCCGGACUUCCGCCGUUUCAACCACCGCCUUUUUCAACAACUGUAGACGGCAGUCCUAUAGAUUUUAUCGGUAUGGUGACGCGCCUUAGUACCACAAUAAUUGCGCUGCCGAUAGUUUCGAUUCUAGAAAGUGUCGCUAUAACAAAGGCAUUUUCGAAAGGUAAAAUCGUCGCUGCAUCACAAGAGAUGGUCGCCUUAGGAAUGUGCAAUCUUUUUGGGUCCUUUGUGUCAUCGAUGCCUAUCACAGCCUCAUUUACAAGGACAGCAAUCAAUAAUGCGAGCGGCGCGAGGACCACAUUAGGUGGCAUAGUAACUGGCGUGUUGGUACUUUUGACCUUAGGCUUUUUAACUGACGCCUUUUAUUACAUUCCGAAAGCUACACUGGCGGCAAUUAUCAUUUCAGCUAUGAUUUUCCUAUUCCACUAUGAGAAACCUAUAGAGAUUUGGAAAGCAAAAAAAAUAGACCUUUUGCCGUAUUUAAUUACAGUACUUAUCAGUGUCUUCUUGGGACUCGAAAUCGGAAUUGGUUGCGGCAUUGUUUUGAACUUGGCAUUUAUUUUAUAUGAAACGGCAAGACCGAAAGUUCAUUUUAUAGAGGAGAAGGUUAGUGGAUGCGAAGUAGUUAUUGUCAAACCGACUCAGGGUAUACCAUUCUCGGCGGCCGAAAACUUAAAAUAUCGCAUAGUAAAAUAUGUCACAAAUAUGGGCUCAGAUCAGAAAUAUGUAGUGAUUGAUGGAGAACUUAUCCGAUCGAUUGAUACAACUACUGCUUGGAAUAUUGUCUCAAUGUGUGAAGACCUACGACUGCUCAAAGCAGAAAUUAUAUUCUGGAAUUGGGAGAAAAAUACGGCCGGUGUUAUAUACCGCCUAUCACAUAGUAUUGGCAACCAUUUAAAAUCCGGAACGAACAUAUUAGAGUAUAUUAGAAAGGAUAUACAAAAUAAGGUAGCAACUACAGAUACAGAAUCUUUACCGUGAUGACCCUACACAACUGUGAAUUUAAGAAUUAAUAAGGAGAUUAAAGCAGAAUAUAAUAUUCAAUAUUUCUCAUCAAAUUGAAAUAAAUAUUUAAAAA
Hermetia illucens (black soldier fly) is the source of this 2263-nucleotide messenger RNA. Its product is annotated as sodium-independent sulfate anion transporter-like. Gene Ontology annotation, cellular component: membrane. The coding region runs from base 334 to 2166 and encodes 610 amino acids. The record is from RefSeq and is a predicted model, not a curated record. Gene Ontology annotation, molecular function: sulfate transmembrane transporter activity. Lineage: Eukaryota; Metazoa; Arthropoda; Insecta; Diptera; Stratiomyidae. The transcript is spliced from 9 exons. Gene Ontology annotation, biological process: transmembrane transport.